CAUCUGGCUAAAUUUUAGGAGUCAGUCAAGAUUGAACAAUUCUAGAACCGGCUUCUACAGUUUUCCACCUCAGGAGGAAAAAAUGAAUGUCGUUGAUUUUUCUGUAAUUAUUGCUAUAACUAAUGUUUUUCUUGUUAACUGUUUAUCCCCAGGUUAAGGAACUUGUACUUGACAACUGUAGGUCAAAUGAAGGCAAAAUUGAAGGUCUCACGGAUGAGUUUGAAGAGCUGGAAUUCUUAAGUACAAUCAACGUCUGCCUCAUCUCAGUUGCAAACUUACCAAAGUUAAACAAACUCAAGAAGCUCGAGUUAAGCGACAACAGAAUCUCAGGAGGGCUGGAAGUAUUGGCAGAAAAAUGUCCGAACCUCACACAUCUAAAUCUAAGCGGCAACAAAAUCAAGGAUCUCAGUACAAUAAAACCGCUGGUAAGUGUGCAAAGCCAGCUCAAGAAGAUAAACACGGAGACCCUUGU
Molecule: messenger RNA, 472 nt
Organism: Sphaerodactylus townsendi
Lineage: Eukaryota; Metazoa; Chordata; Lepidosauria; Squamata; Sphaerodactylidae
Product: acidic leucine-rich nuclear phosphoprotein 32 family member A-like
Exons: 2
Biological process (GO): regulation of apoptotic process; nucleocytoplasmic transport
Cellular component (GO): nucleus; perinuclear region of cytoplasm
Molecular function (GO): histone binding
Source: RefSeq, a predicted model, not a curated record